Wallemia ichthyophaga EXF-994 is the source of this 240-nucleotide messenger RNA. Its product is annotated as NADH-ubiquinone oxidoreductase 9.5 kDa subunit. The transcript has 3 exons. The record is from RefSeq and is a predicted model, not a curated record. NCBI's taxonomy places the organism in Eukaryota, Fungi, Basidiomycota, Wallemiomycetes, Wallemiales, Wallemiaceae. The coding region runs from base 1 to 240 and encodes 79 amino acids.
AUGUCAUCAACAGUGUUUAGACCAUUUAGAUUUUUACAUCGUAUGGCACAUGAGCAACCAGUCUACUUGUGGUCAUUUGGGAUUGGUUUAGCUGGCCCAGUAAUGGUUUUAGUUGUCCCUGAAAUACGCAAAUCUUUCUUCAACUGGAAGCCUGCUGAUCGCUUGCCAACUUCAUAUCCCCUCCCAAACCGUGAGAGAAGGUUGGUUGCUGGUUUUGAGGAUAGCCAGGAUAACCAGUAA